UUUUGGCUACCCCUUCCCUCCGAUCCAGCCCAGGCGGCCAUUUUGGCGCUGGGGUUCGGUCAGCGGAGCGGUUAGAGUCGGUGUUGCUGCGGCGCUCCUCGAACCCGAGCUAGGCCACACCGGGCCUGUCGUUGUUGUCUGAGGAGGGCAGCGUGAGGAGAUGUGCCGCCCCUGAGGGAGACACCGAGGCCGCCCACCGCCCUUUCCGAGGCCCGCGCCCAGCCAUGUCGUCGGCCGCCCGCUUUGACGCGUCGGACCGCUCGGCCUGGUACGCGGGCCCGCUGUCGAGGGCCGAGGCGCAGUCGCGGCUGCAGGGCCAGCGCCACGGCACCUUCCUAGUGCGCGACUCGUCCACCUGCCCCGGCGACUACGUGCUGUCGGUCUCGGAGAACUCGCGCGUCUCGCACUACAUCAUCAACUCGCUGCCGGGGCGGCGCUUCAAGAUCGGUGACCAGGAGUUCGAGCACCUGCCGGCUCUGCUCGAGUUCUAUAAGAUCCACUACCUGGACACCACCACCCUCAUCGAGCCCGCGCCCAGGUACCCAGCUCCACUAAUGGGAUCUGGAUCAGCCCCCACUGUGCCUGCUGCAGAAGAGAAUGUGGAAUAUGUUCGGACUCUUUAUGACUUCCCUGGUAAUGAUGCAGAGGAUUUGCCAUUUAAAAAGGGGGAAAUACUGGUCAUUGUAGACAAGCCUGAAGAACAGUGGUGGAGUGCUCGAAACAAAGAUGGCCGUAUCGGGAUGAUCCCUGUUCCUUAUGUUGAGAAGCUUGUGAGAUCUUCCCCACAUGGUAACAGGAAUUCUAACAGCUAUGGGAUUCCUGAACCUGCCCACGCUUAUGCUCAACCUCAGACCACAAAUCCUCUUCCUAAUGUAUCUAGUGCUCCUGGAGCAGUGAUCAACCCACUUCCAUCAACACAGAAUGGACCAGUCUAUGCCAAAGCAAUCCAAAAGAGAGUUCCAUGUGCUUAUGACAAGACUGCCUUGGCAUUAGAGGUUGGUGAUAUUGUGAAGAUCACAAGGAUGAAUAUAAAUGGUCAGUGGGAAGGUGAAGUCAACGGUCGGAAAGGUCUCUUCCCUUUCACCCACGUCAAAAUAAUUGACCCUCAGAAUCCAGAUGAAAAUGAGUGAUUCACACUGGCCGGUUUCUGCGUUGCUGCUUCAUUUUUCUGGCUAUUGUGAGCAUCGUUUGAAGUGGGAUGAUGACUGUUAAUGAUGUGUGGUAAGCAUAGCCAGUUGCUCAUUUUCCAGUCGUUAUGAUUUGACAGCCCUGUCUUUUGUUUGGAAUGAAUACAGCUGAAGUUGCUUGUUGGUGCUCAUAUGGACAGUUGCAUCAUUCAAAAUUUAGUCUCUCCUAAAAGGACUUUGGACCUUCAGCUGCAGAAGAUAAGUUGUACCCCCCCAGCAGAGCAACUGGUGAAGAGUAUCCGCAAUUGCUGCUGAGGCAUCCACAGACAACAUUCUGCUGCAAAGGAGAAUUCUAAGCAUCUCUACCAACCACGGAGCAGCGACGACAAAAAUGCAAUUUUAUUUUUUCCUCUGGAGGAAGAAAGACUUGAUUUGAGAGAGAAUAAACUGGUAAAGCAGCAGUGCAUUUGGAACAAUAAUUGCUAGGUUAUAUAAUUGGAGUUUGUGUUAACAAGACACUUUUUGUGUGAGUUUGUCAUUGACCUGGAAACAACUUUGGCAUGACAGCAAAGCUUGGUUUUAAAGUAUUACAUCACAAGCGUGACACCGGAUAUGUUGGUUUGUCACAUCCUUGUGUAAAAUCCACCAUUUAAACUUUUAUCCAGGGGUUGUUUGCAAAAUCAUUGAAGAUAACUUUUAAUAGCUUUUCAAAUGGUCCCUUGACCUUUAAACAAAACUUUAGAACACAUUAGUCUCCACACCAUACACAUAAGCUUGGGUGAAAUGGCACUUUCUGCCUCUUUAAAAACAAAAACUCUUUACCAAGCAUUGAUAAUCACUAAUAGAGAAUACAGAUAUAAAUUGAAAGGUAUCAUGUAGACAUUUUAACUCUUCUGUGCCCUGCCAUGUUAACCAAAUGGUAGCCUCUCUGCUUUAGAUUUUAAACAUUUGUAACCAGGAAUGGAAAAUGCAGAAAGUUGAAUUGGCAGUUAUGGAAUUGACUCCCUAAAUAUUCGUUCUUAAAUCUUUUAAGGAUUCUCGACUUGAGGAGCCCCAGAUUCAACUCAGUGUUAAAGUGCCUUAAUUUGAGGAUGGAAGGCGCUGAUGCCGUGCAGUUUCAGCAAAGAAGUCAGAACUGAACAUAUUCAGUCUCAAAAGUGUUUUAGUUUGUUGACUUUUAAAACUGUGGCUACUGUUCUGGAGAAAGCUCUCUCAGCAAAAGAGGGGAGAGUAGUUUUACUGCCAAACAAACGUACUGUGAAUUAGAAUUAGACUAGCCUCAAUGCUCCAGGAAGUGUUUCUGCCUUAGGGGUAGAGACCCUCUGCCUUCUGUAAUGGAAAGUUCUGUAGCUGUUCACUAGAACUCCCAGGUGUUCCUGUUGAUUUGUCUUGUUACUGCAGAAUAGUACUACUGAGCUUUGCAUUAUGAAUAUUUAAGCUGCACUAAAAAUCAGUCUGCCAUAAGAUAAUCCUGCUACACAGCUGGUUCCAAUGCUCACUCUGGUGAUACUGUGUGUGACCUUCCUUGAAACCACUGUGUGGAUGCUUUUAACUUAUUCACUUGCUCCUGGUGCUUUCUGAACAUGCUUCCUUAGGUCUCCCAAGUAGAUUCUUGAUCCAGAAUUCUCUGCUAAACACAUUUCGGGAUUGCAGCAAAAGAGGGGCAUCUAUGCAAGCUUCAAGCCACUCCCAAGAUCACAAGCCAGAGUUGUCGGGUGCUCCCUGGGUUUUUCAGAGGUCGAGCUUCAUAUCAUUCUGAAGCCUACAUGGGAGAUGCCUGCUUCAGGGCUAGUCAGUGCUGCUAAAGAGUAGCACACUAAGUUGAUCACUGGCAAAAUUUGCAUCACUGUUUCCUUCACUGUUUUACUAUUUAAAGAGAAAUGCUGCAUUUGCUCUGGUUUGUAGGGUUACCAAGGAUGGGAUUCAAGCUGUGUCUUGAGGUAAUCCUGAGAGCUCUUCAGUCUAUGCAUUAUUACAUGGGUGUUAAAAGCCUUGUAGCGCAGUCCUCAUCAUGUUUACUCAGAAAUAGGUCCCAUUGAGCUCACUGGGACUUGCUCGCUAGUAAGUGUACGUAGGAUUGGUUUCCGAUUGGUAAUUGGCUUAACUUUCUACUGUCAAAGAAAGAGCCUUUGGAAAUUUUGCCACUCCCACUGUGCCAGUUGGUGCCUCUAAGCAAGAGGUAAAUGGGAACUGCUGCCAUUGGCUAAAGCACUAAAAGAAAUCAUGAUUGUUUACAAAUCAGGCAGGAAUACUUAAAAGGGAAUAUUCUGUUUUGUUUGGGUUUUUUGGGGUGGGGGGGGUCAGCCCCUAUUUUUGUAAAGGGAUAGAAAGCAUUCUCUGUGCCAUUUCAUGUGCCUGCAAUAAUUUUUUGUAUUGUGUAAUUAACAUCCUGGGACUGAGUAGGCUGUUCUUUCUGUCGUUUGUGGUAGGGUUCUCCAGCUUCUCCAAUGAAUCAGGACACAUAACUGCAGGCCUCAUUUACGGGACCAGUAGAAGGUUCUGCCUAGCUGUUAAAUCAGUCUUGUUUUCUACGUUGUGUUCCUAAAUGCGAGUCUGUCCAGAACUGGGAAAUGUGUUUAUUUUUACAGAGGGAAAGGUGGCCUUGUGCUUAAAACAGCCUUUACAGUGCAAACAGUUAUAUGUAACUGAGGUAUCAUUUGAAUUUCAGGCAAUAAUGUAUUAUGCUUUGUCUCGUUUGGACCAUCAUCAUAGCUUGUUUUGUUUUUGUGCUACAAAAUUUAACAGUAUUAACUAUAUUCUUAGAACACAUGAAGUGUCUUUCUUAAGAUUAGUGCCUUUUCAUUGUCUGUCUUAAAUUUACUUUGCUGUUGAUCCUGUCAUCAAGCCAUCGUUCAGUGCCCAGUUUGUAUAUUCUCAAUAAAACAUACAUCACCUUGCA
Sphaerodactylus townsendi is the source of this 4026-nucleotide messenger RNA. It is a transcript of the gene CRKL, whose product is annotated as CRK like proto-oncogene, adaptor protein. The transcript is spliced from 3 exons. NCBI's taxonomy places the organism in Eukaryota, Metazoa, Chordata, Lepidosauria, Squamata, Sphaerodactylidae. Gene Ontology annotation, molecular function: protein binding. Bases 225 to 1130 code for a protein of 301 amino acids. Gene Ontology annotation, biological process: positive regulation of ERK1 and ERK2 cascade. The record is from RefSeq and is a predicted model, not a curated record.